CGUUUAUUUCCUCCCCCACCAUACUGAUGUAUUCGAAUACUUUUUUAAUAUAAUCGGUUCUAUAUUUAGCCUAAUUAUUUUUAUCUUAUUAUUACCAUGAACAAAUGGCGUUGAUUUUCACAAAAUCCGCCCUGUUUAGGAGCCCCAGGGUGUACAAUGUGGCCACUUUUAGUAAGUUCGGCAAGUUUCUAGAGGAUAAAAAGUACAAGAAAUGCUUUAAAAUAUUGGAAAUUGAUGAGUCAAGUGAUCAAGAACAAAUCCGAAUUGCUUAUUUACAACUGGUUAAAAGGUAUCAUCCAGAUAGUGGCACUGAGGAAGCUAACGCUGAUAAAUUUCAAGAAAUUGAUCAAGCUUUUAAAACAAUAAUGCAGAAGAAAUCCAAAGAGAGAUGGGAAGUACCAGAGGAUCCAAUUAUUCAAGAACAAGACAUCAAGCACACUGCUCCUCAACACAGGCAAUUUUUAACUUUUGAAGGGGUGGGCUCAGGUAACCCAUACCAAAGGGAGAAACAAUACACAAAAGUAAGAGCCAUGCAGGCAGCCGAGAAUGUUUACAAUCACAGAAUUUCUAAAGUUACUGCCGAAGAAAAUGCUUUAAUGGAUAAAACUCCUGUGAAACAUAAAAUUAAAACAAAGUAUGGGUAUGAGAGGCUUGUGGAGGACCUAAUUCAAGAGUCAAUGUCUAAAGGGGAGUUUAAUAAUUUGAGAAACAGUGGGAAACCUUUGCCCGACCAGAAUAGGAACCCUUAUGUGGAUUUCAUAACGCAUAAAUUAAAUGAGGUUUUAAUUGACAAUGGUUUUACCCCGGAAUGGAUUCUGCUGCAAAAAGAGAUCAGAGAUGAAGCAGCUUUAUUAAGAAAAUGUCUUUUUACUGAAAGGCAGUACUUUGGCCCCUAUCCUUUAACUAUCGAAGACAACAUCGAAUGGAGUGAAAAAGUAUACAAAUAUAAAAAUAUCGUCGAGCAAAUUAAUAAAAAAAUUGCGAAGUUCAAUCUGGUGGUUCCUGUGUUGAACAAGCAAAUGUUGCAAAUUUGUUUGGAAAAAGAGGCACAACGAGCCAUGGUGCUAGGUGAAGGUUAUGAGGACCUAAGACAAGAAAAAGGCAAUAAUAAGUAUAAGAAACUGGAGGAUUCGAAUGUAAAUAUUUUUAACUUUUUUGAUUUUAUUUUUAAGCCAAAAUGACUGAUCGGCAGCUAUUUUAGUUUCUAUGUGUAAAAAUGUAUAUAUAAUGUAAUAUGUAAACUAGGCAAAAAGAGAUUAAAACGCAUAAAACCAAAUAUAAUAAGUUUAAUUUA
Molecule: messenger RNA, 1294 nt
Organism: Anthonomus grandis grandis
Lineage: Eukaryota; Metazoa; Arthropoda; Insecta; Coleoptera; Curculionidae
Product: dnaJ homolog subfamily C member 28
Exons: 6
Coding region: 105-1181 (358 amino acids)
Source: RefSeq, a predicted model, not a curated record